Molecule: messenger RNA, 651 nt
Organism: Ramularia collo-cygni
Lineage: Eukaryota; Fungi; Ascomycota; Dothideomycetes; Mycosphaerellales; Mycosphaerellaceae
Exons: 2
Coding region: 1-651 (216 amino acids)
Source: RefSeq, a predicted model, not a curated record
AUGGCCAGUGUACCUUCGGAUGCCAACAUCGAAGCGAACUGCGCCAUAUGCGGUGCUCCUCCAUCAUAUCCCGAGUGCCCGCAUGAGGGAGAGCGGCUCGAAUUGGCGCUUGAUCAGGCCAUGCAGAGAUGGGAAGCAAGGGAGGCAGUGCAAAGAAUACGCAAGUUCGCGUUAGAUCACGCUCGAAACCAAAUUAUAACCACAUUCCACCAACUGCGAUCUGCACGGGUACAAGCCCACCACAGCUAUCUGCAGACCCUCCCAUAUUAUACGCUGUAUCAUCGCUACAAUGGACAUCCGCCACUGUCACCCGAACAGCUGCAUUUGGUAUACUCCCAGAUCCAACAAGCCAAUCAAAUUCUGCAGCAGGGCGUCGAUCAGGACUGGAGAACAUCUUGCUUGCAGUAUCCUGCUGUGCUAGAUYACUAUUUCAAUCUAGCAGAAAUAGUGCUACCUGACGAAAGACAUCCCGCGAUUCAGGACCCGCGAUUUGGUCCACCGCCACCAAAAGGCGGUGUGMAGCGUAAGGUGAAGGAGCGGAGAGACAGCGUGGAUAUGGCUGUUAGAGAACAUCGCAAGAAAGACAGACGGCGAAGUAGGGGACGUACGCCUCCACCGCCACCAGCUCCCAUGCCUUAUCGGCACCCAUGA